Larimichthys crocea (large yellow croaker) is the source of this 3105-nucleotide messenger RNA. RefSeq names its product tripartite motif-containing protein 16-like. Gene Ontology annotation, molecular function: zinc ion binding; protein binding. The transcript has a single exon. The coding region runs from base 544 to 2220 and encodes 558 amino acids. NCBI's taxonomy places the organism in Eukaryota, Metazoa, Chordata, Actinopteri, Sciaenidae. The record is from RefSeq and is a predicted model, not a curated record.
GAAUGAACCAACAUGAACAAAGUCUUUUCUUCUGGUCUUCAUUCCAGGGUCUCAUACAAAGCUGACGGACAAAAUGUCACACUAACAUGUGAUGAUGUGAAUCAUAUUUGUAAAGUGGAAACUCUUCUCUCCCAUCUUUCCCAUGUGACCUGAAUGCAGCAUCAGUGUUACAGGCUGUGACUCCUGUUGAACAGACUGACAUAGUGUGAUAUUACAUAGAUUCAAAUCAGUUCAGUGUUUUUCAAUGAGCUCUGUUGUAAACAAGUGUUAACACACAGUAUCUCUGUCAAAGCGCUCCUCUUCCUGGGCUGAACCAAAGCUUGAUAACCCCUCCCUCUUCUUCCUGCUCUCAAACACAGCCAGCUCCACUCUGUCCACAUGUUUCCUUGUUCCCUCCCCUUCAGAUCUCCAGUUUGAAGAUGGGUGGAACCAACACGUCAGGCCCCGUUCACUGCAGAGACACAUGUUGUUGAGAUCAGAGCUCAGACUAGUUUCAUUUCUGAGGAAGUGAAACUCAGACAGUCGUUGUCACAGAGAGCUGAAAUGGCGCAGAAAGGAGCUCAGCUGGCCCGGGAAACUAUUUCUUGUUCGAUCUGUCUGGAUCUACUGAAGGAUCCGGUGACUAUUCCCUGUGGACACAGCUACUGCAUGAAGUGUAUUCAAAACUUCUGGGAUGGAGAGGAUGAGAAGAGAAUCCACAGCUGCCCUCAGUGUAGGCAGACCUUCACACCGAGGCCUGUCCUGGUGAAAAACACCAUGUUAGCAGCUUUAGUGGAGGAACUGAAGAAGACUGGACUCCAAGCUGCUCCUGAUGAUCACUGCUAUGCUGGACCUGAAGAUGUGGCCUGUGAUGUCUGCACUGGGAGAAAACUGAAAGCUCUGAAGUCCUGUCUGGUCUGUCUGGCCUCUUACUGUGAGAAACACCUCCAGCCUCAUCAUGAUGUAGCUCCAUUAAAGAAACACAAGCUGGUGGAGCCCUCCAAGAAGCUCCAGGAGAACAUCUGCUCUCGUCAUGAUGAGGUGAUGAAGAUGUUCUGCCGUACUGAUCAGCAGUGUAUCUGUUAUCUCUGCUCUGUGGAUGAACAUAAAGGCCACGACACAGUCUCAGCUGCAGCAGAAAGGACUGAGAGGCAGAGAGAGCUCGAGGUGAGUCGACUAAACAUCCAGCAGAGAAUCCAGGACAGAGAGAAAGAUGUGAAGGAGCUCCAACAGGAGGUGGAGGCUAUCAAUGGCUCUGCUGAUAAAGCAGUGGAGGACAGUGAGAAGAUCUUCACUGAGCUGAUCCGUCUCAUGGAGAAAAGAAGGUCUGAUGUGAAGCAGCAGGUCAGAUCCCAGCAGGAAACUGAAGUGAGUCGAGUCAAAGAUCUUCAGGAGAAGCUGGAGCAGGAGAUCACUGAGCUGAAGAGGAAAGACGCUGAGCUGGAGAAGCUCUCACACACAGAGGACCACAACCAGUUUCUACACAACUACCCCUCACUGUCACGACUCAGCCAAUCUACAGACUCAUCCAGCAUCAAUAUCCGUCCUCUGAGGGACUUUGAGGAUGUGACAGCUGCUGUGUCAGAGCUCAGAGAUAAACUACAGGACGUUCUGAGGGACCAACGGACAAACAUCUCACUGACAGACACUGAAGUCCAUGUUUCACUGUCAGGACCAGAACCAGAGCCCAAGACCAGAGCUGAGUUCUUAAAAUAUUCACGUGAACUCACACUGGAUCCAAACACAGCAAACACACAGCUGUUAUUAUCUGAGGGGAACAGAAAAGUGACAUUAAUGAAACAACCUCAGUCUUAUUCUAGUCACCCAGACAGAUUCACUUAUUGGGUUCAGGUCCUGAGUAGAGAGAGUCUGACUGGACGUUGUUACUGGGAGGUGGAGAGGAGAGGAGGAGGAGUUGAUGUAGCAGUCACAUACAAGAAUAUCAGCAGAGCAGGGAGCUCAGAUGAAUGUGGAUUUGGAUACAAUGACAAAUCUUGGAGGUUAUAUUGUGACACAAACAGUUAUAACUUUUGUUACAACAAAGUCCGCACUCCCGUCUCAGGUCCUCAGUCCUCCAGAGUUGGAGUGUACCUGGAUCACAGUGCAGGUAUUCUGUCCUUCUACAGCGUCUCUGAAACCAUGACUCUCCUCCACAGAGUCCAGACCACGUUCACUCAGCCUCUCUAUGCUGGACUUUGGAUUUAUUAUGGAUCCUCUGCUGAGUUGUGUGAAGUGAAAUAGACAGAAGUCAUUGAAGGGUUAAAUUCUGUGUUUCAUGUCUUCAGCUUGUUUUGUUUCCAUCAUUGUUGCUGACAGCUGAUUGUUGUGGCAUUUCUUCACCUGUCAAUCAAACACUGUGGGCGGUACUUUGCCCUCUUCUCAUUGGUCGUUGUGUAAAUGUUUGAGUUUCUUUAGGUGGAGCUCCUUCCUGUGUCUGUUUAGCCAUGGAGGCUAUCACUGCUCAUGAUGACUUUAGUUAACCUGAACUGACAUUUCUCUGCAUGAAAAUAUAAACUUCUCUGUCAUUUCAAUGAUUGUUCAAUAAUUGUACUGAUAUAUGUUGUUGUUUCUUUUCCACUUACUUAGAUAUUUGGGUCUAUGUUGGGUUUUGGUGUCAAAUGAGGUGUUAUAAAACUGUAAUUAUGUUCAUAAUCAAUAAGGAGAUGAUUGAUUGUUUUCUUGUACAUAGCUGAGAUUCUGGUCAAACAAACUGAUUGUGUGGAUGAAGUGAAUCUGUACAUCAAAUCGUUGAACGAGAGUCAUCUGGGCAGCCUUCACUGCAGGACAUCUACACCACCAGGGUCAUCAGGAGAGCUCAUAACAUCAUAAAGGACAAUACACACCCACAACACAGUCUGUUCACACUUCUGCCACCAGGGAGGCGCUACAAGAGUCUGAAGUCCAGGACAAAAAGACUUUCAAACAUCUUUGACCCACCAUCAGGACAUCACACUCUUGAACUUGUAAUGUCAUUUGAACUGUUACUGGAACAGAGCACCUUAUUUUUCAACCCUUAACUUAGGUCUGCUCUGCACUUUAAGCUAUGUUUAAUAUAUACUUUAUUUUAUCAAUAAGAAUUUCAUUGCUGUAUGUGCUUUUACUCGCCAAUGACAAUAAAUCUCUUGA